Molecule: messenger RNA, 1167 nt
Organism: Lasiodiplodia theobromae
Lineage: Eukaryota; Fungi; Ascomycota; Dothideomycetes; Botryosphaeriales; Botryosphaeriaceae
Exons: 3
Coding region: 1-1167 (388 amino acids)
Biological process (GO): transport
Molecular function (GO): transporter activity
Source: RefSeq, a predicted model, not a curated record
AUGUUCGACAAGCUGAAGAACACGACCUGCCCGGCGCCGAUAUCUGACGCCGAGGCCAAGCCUUUGAGCAUUGGAAUCACAACGCAACGACUCCUCACCUACAUUUCUAUUCCAUGCGCUGCCAUCUCAUCAAUCGCUUGCCUUUAUCUCAUCUUCAAGCAUCUACACCGAUACACUCGACCGGCAGAACAGCGUCAGAUCGUCCGCCUCAUCUUCACUCCCGUCAUUUACAGCAUCCUGGCUGUACUGUCGCUCCUGUUCUACGAUGCGCAUGAAUAUAUCGAGCCGCUACCUGAGCUGUACGAGGCCUUCGCUCUGGCAUGCCUCUUCGUGCUGUUCGCGCAUUAUUGCCGAAACCCCACUGUGCGAGAUACGAGCGGGUUUACGCGGGCCAAAACGCGCAACGAGUUUGAAAGCAUUGCAGAUAUCAAGAAAACAUGGAUCCUGGUUUUCCAAUACCCCAUCGUCAAGACCAUCCUCAUCAUCGCACAAGAAGCAUCGACAGCGACAGGAACGUACUGCGCGGCUUCCAACUCGAUCCAUUUCGGUCACAUCUGGAUAACGGUUAUCGGAAGCAUCUCUUUGGUUGUCUGUUUCAUGACCAUCCUCCGGUUCUACAAAGUCAACAAGCACCUCAUGACGGUCCACAAGCCCCUGGCAAAGCUCGCCUCGUUCAAGCUCAUCGUCUUCGUCAUCUUCCUGCAGAACCUGGUCUUCAACUUCAUCCCCACGCCCAAGGGCCUGUCGUCCAACGGCACCGUGUCGCCGCGCGACAUCAAGUACGGGCUGCCGUCGUUCCUGGUGUGCGUCGAGAUGGUCUUCUUCUCCUUCUUCUUCCACUUCAGCUUCCGCAGCCGCCUGUACCACCCGUCGGAGCGCGGCACCGGCGCCGCCAUGUCGCUGCCCGCCGCCGCCUUCGACGCCAUCAACCCGUCCGACCUCGUCAUGGACAUCGCCCAGAUGUUCACCACCGGCCCCGUCGCUGCCGGUUACAUGCGCACCCAGAGCCCUGCCGCCUUCGCCCAGAACAGCCCGGCGAUGCACCCCCUGGUGCCGCCGGCCGCUGGAGCGGAGCGCCCGGUGUCGCCGGUCAGCAUGCCUCCGCCGUACGACAGGCCGUAUGAUCCCGCCUACAGUCAGCACCUUUCUCCGCCGCCCCGCAGAUGA